Molecule: messenger RNA, 720 nt
Organism: Mucor mucedo
Lineage: Eukaryota; Fungi; Mucoromycota; Mucoromycetes; Mucorales; Mucoraceae
Exons: 1
Coding region: 1-720 (239 amino acids)
Source: RefSeq, a predicted model, not a curated record
AUGUUUGCAACAAGACAUGCGAUAAAGAUGCAAACAACGCGUUUGGUAGGACGUCAAAAUGGUGUGCGAGGUGCUCCAUGGCAAGGGAUGAGCAUGGUGCAAAGUAUGCGGUUCAUGGGACAACAAGAAAGAAAUGUAUGGAACACGUCUUUAAAACGUACUGUAACACUGGCGGCAGUGGGUAGUGUGGGAUUAAUGGGUAUUGUGAUACUGGGACCCUUUAUCCUGGUUGGUAUCGGUGGAUUAGGAGCCGUGUUAGCAUUUCGGUUCUGGCGAUUUAAAAGACAGUUUGAAUCGGGUCGAGGAAAUGAUAAUUGGUCUGGAUUUGUUCAAGGUGUGUUUGAAAGACAACAGCAGGUGUUUGGUAAAGAGAAACGCAAGGUAGAAGGAGAAGCGUUGGGCAAAUUAAAACAAUGGACAGAGACGGAGCAAGGCAGAGAUUGGCUUAUCCAGCAUGGGAUGCAUCCACAACGAAUGAUUGAGAACGUAUCUAUGCGAGGAUCAUCUUUUAAGUUGGUUGAUGGGAGUAAGAAUAUCAAGAUUGAAUUGGAUUUGGGACAAUCAGGAUCUGUAUUGAUUGCAGUGGCGGAAAUGGAUGUGGAAGGCAAUGUAUCCUUGACAGAUAUUAAGUUGAUGACAAUGACAGGCGAGCGUAUUCGAAUCCCACUUCAACAAAAUGGCGGAGGAAGAGUGAUAGAAGGUGAAUUCCACGAUGUGUAG